UGUACCCUCGCUGCCUCGUCCUUGUACUCUUUCCGGAAUUCCGGUCACGCGCGCCCGUCGCUCGCCGCCGCGUCCCACCAGACCAGCACCACCACGACCAGAGCAAGGGCAACGUGGGGAGGCCAGGAGAAGCGCAGCAAUGUCGGCGGCGGCGGGGGACGAGGAGCUGGAGUCGCUGCUCCGAAACUUCCACCGCUUCUCCCAGGGGUAUAAAGAUGCAAUAAUGGAGGCCCAGGCUUUAAGAGUGAACUACAGUUCUGAAUCCAAGAAGCGUAAAGCCCUUGAGUCGCAUAUUGCAGAUCUCAAGAGAGGAAGAAGAAUUGAGUUGGAUAUUUUGUGUUGUGCAGAUAAUGAGCGAUUAAGAAAGCUGUACACUGAAACUUUAUUCAAGUUCACCAACCAGGUGAAAUAUCACACAGAAUGUCAAAAUCUGAAGGAAGAAUUAGGAAAAGCAAAUGGCAGAUUGCUAUCCAUGGAAGAGGAGUAUAAGCAGGAAAUCGAACAGCUUAAGCAUGACAGUGAAAGGAACAGCAAUGCCCUGGAGAGCAAGCUCAGCUGCGCCCUUGCUCAGCGAGCCACCGAUGAAGCUAUGAUAGGGCAACUCAAGUCAGACCUGGGAGCUCAUAAGGCUCACAUCGACAUGUUAGGUGGCAGGUUGGAGCAGGUCACAGCUGAAGUGCACAUGCAGUAUAAGAACGAUAUCCAGGACUUGAACGACGUGAUCAUGGUCGAGCAGGAGGAGAAAAACGACGUGCAGAGGAAGCUUAAGAGCGCGGAGAAUGAGCUGAGGAUUAUGAAGAUGAAGCAGGCGGAGCAGCAGAGGGACUCGGUGGCGGUCCAGCACGUGGAGGCUCUGAAGCAGAAGGUGAUGAAGCUCCGCAAGGAGAACGAGUCCCUGAAGCGGAGGCUGGCGAGCUCCGAGCUCGACUGCUCGUGAGCCAUGACUGACGAGAGCCGGCACAUGCUGCCAGGUUCCAAACCCUUGGUCACCACAAUAGCAGUUUGCCUUCCCUCCCCAAAUCCCCAUGUACAUCCAUCCAUCCAUACGCGUCACCUCACACCGUCACAGUUUUUUCUCUUGUUGAUUCAGAAACGUUAUAUGGUCACACCAUCAGAUGUUAGACAGUUCUGACCGCUGAAUGAAAUGUGUAUAUGUGGUCUGGAA
This is a messenger RNA of Lolium perenne, 1165 nucleotides long. RefSeq names its product protein At-4/1. The record is from RefSeq and is a predicted model, not a curated record. NCBI's taxonomy places the organism in Eukaryota, Viridiplantae, Streptophyta, Magnoliopsida, Poales, Poaceae.